Messenger RNA from Rhododendron vialii, 2906 nucleotides. RefSeq lists its product as uncharacterized. Lineage: Eukaryota; Viridiplantae; Streptophyta; Magnoliopsida; Ericales; Ericaceae. Gene Ontology annotation, molecular function: protein binding; DNA-binding transcription factor activity. The record is from RefSeq and is a predicted model, not a curated record. Bases 341 to 2269 code for a protein of 642 amino acids. The transcript is spliced from 3 exons.
GUUGCAGAGUUAAACACUACUUUACCAUUUGGAGUCUCUCUCGUUCCUUUUCCUCAUCAAAGUCGCUCCCGAUUUCUCGCUCUGUCACUCUAUCCAUUCAUUGCUCGAUCUUAUCUUACAGGUCUCUCCUAAGAUUCAACACCCAGAUUCAAAGAAUUUGUUUCGUACCAAAUUAGGAUCUGCAUCCCCAAAUUUUGCUGCUUCUCUUCUUCUACUUUGGUUUCUGCAACAAAUUCCAGCUUUUCUAAUCUCUUGUUUCAUCUGUUGAUUUUACGCGAAGUUUUCCGUCAAUCUCGUGUCUGUGUUUUUCCCAUUAGUUGAAUUUGGUAACUGUGUGUCAAUGGCUGCGCCUACGAACAGUGGAGAGUGGGACAAGGCUAUUGAAGAUUUCUGCUUGAGUUUGUCGCCCUUACUUUCCCCUAGGUGGUCGCCGCCACGGGCUUUUCUACCCUCGUCCAAUUCAAUGGGUAAUCAAUCCAUGGACAAUCCGCCACAAAAUCAAGAGCACGACGACAUCGUCGACCCGCCACCGUACUUGGCCGGAGACAGGGCGCUGUUGCAGCAGCAGCUACGUAAGAACUGGAGCGAGGCGUCCUCAGAUUGGAGGCCAAGAGGAGGGGGAAUUAUGACGAUGAACAAUCAGGGCUUUGAAGAAUCGAAUAUGGGUUUCUAUUUCCCUCCGUCGCCCACAUAUUUCCCAUAUUUCCCUCUGUAUCCGCCGAUGCCAACUAUUUUUUACGUUUCUAGUCAACAGGACAUAAGCUUGGCAUUGUCUUUUCUGCACAUACUUGAGGACAAGAGCGGUGCGUUGCAUGUGAUCAAGGGGGAGGAAGGCCGAGACAUCCUCGGACUGCUUUUCGACGGCUUUGAGUCUUACGUGGAUAACAAGUUCGAUGAUUUUGGUCAAAUAGCAAGGGCGGCGGGCGUGUUGCCCAAAGGCGUGGAGUCGUUGGUGGAUAAGAUAAACGAUGAGGACAUGGAUGAGAAGGAAGUGACAUUAAGGCGGAUUAACUGGUUGGAACAACACGACGAGGCCAUCAUUGGCCAGCCGGUCUACGAACUAGUGGCUGUGGUGCAGCAACUAAUUCAGAACAGGGGCGGUGAGUUGGAUGUGAUCUUUGGAGAGGCAGCUGUAACGGUCAACGGGUUGGAAAUCAAAGACAUUCAAGGCUUGCCUACGACUCCGGAAACAUUGCUUAUUUGUCAGGCCAAGGUCUCCUUCAGAGUGUGGCUGGGACACGGCGGCCAAUGCGCGGCCGAGACUCGUAUAAGGUGUAAUCGCCUCAACAUUGGCAGUUUCACAACCGUGGAGGGUGCCAUCUCAGCUUACGAGGUGGUAGGAAGGUGGAGUGGAUGGAUGGAUCUUACGGGCUUCCCUGGCCUCUUUGAAAAUGAAAACAGACCAAAACUGCCGCUGCAGUUGCCACUUACAGCACAAGAAUUGAACCCAGUUGAGGUAGUUGGAACUGGUAGUGAGGGAUUAGGGGAUUGUUCAAUGGCAGAUCAAGCUAAGUUGGAUUCCAGGUGUUUGGGAAAAAGGAAAACAAAGGAAAAGAACCCAGGGGGAGAGAAAAGAAGCAAGAAAAAAAAUGGAGUUAGAAUAGCCACUCCUCUUGAGGAUAUCUUACAAACCAAGGAAAUGAGUCUUAAAGAUGCUGCAAAUCAUCUCGGAGUUAGCCAAUCUUCACUGAAGUAUGCUUGUCGGGAGUAUGGUAUCCCCAGAUGGCCACCUCGCAAGCUUAUCACUCAAUCUCACCCCACCGAAACUCCCGCGCUUGUUGAUCAAGAGGGAAUCCCACAAUCGAAUUCUGAUACUUUGCCUUCUGAUCAAGCCUUGGCGGCUACUAUUGAGAAAAUCACUAGUGUCAUUGUAAAAGAAAUUCUGCCUCCGCCGUUUUUGCCGAUAGCUCGACAAGAGAGGCUAGAUGAGGAUUUUUGCAAUGUUGAAUCUGAGGCAGUUGGAAUCGGGAGUGGUGGGGGAACAGGGCAAAGUGAAAUGGAAGAGGGUCAGCUCAAUUCCAGGUAUUUGGGAAAAGAGAAAAAGAAGGAAAUGACCCAAAGAGGAGAGAGAAGAAAAAAGGAAACUGGUGGAGUUAGAAUUGUAAUUUCUUUGGAAGAGAUCUUACAGACUAAGGAAAUGCCUCUUAAAGAUGCUGCAAAGCAUAUUAAAGAGCCAAACAUGCUCCGACCAUGCUCUGUAUGGGAGCAUCAACAUGGAGACCUGAAUUUUCCCAUAUUUGAAGACCCAACACAAAUAUGGUUACAUUAACUUUAGCGGAAGACUCUUUAAAAAUAUACCCAGUUGAUUGAGGACGUAUGUUGAGUAUUUGUAAGUUAUGGUGACUUUUAAUUAAAAGAGGGUUUUGUUUCAAGUAUUUCAUGCGAUUUUUUAGAGGUAUAAAUGUUCGUAAGUAUGAUAUCUCAAAGAUGAAACGAACCGUGGUUCAAAACUGUAACCAAAUCAUAGUCAAAUAUUUUGAAUUGGUCCAGUUCGUCAUUAUAGGUUUGGGUUUUCGAAAUAUUCAAUUUUUAUCUAUUGAUUUGGUUUCUAAUUUAGCACACAACGGACUAACCGGCAAUGUUCACCCCUGAAAAAUGGAGAUUCAUUCUCCAUUUAUAUGAGAAACGUGUAUAACCUAGUCUAUGUAUUUCUAAUCUAUCUAAAAUAUAGGUACCAUUAAAAAAGUGUAGUAAGUACUUUUUUUAUCAAGUGUAGUAAUAACUUUGAAAUUGAUAUCAAUAUCUCAUAUACAUCUCAGAAGGGAAUUUGAGUUGCGAAAAUGAAAGGAUAGAAUCUUUAAAAGGUAGAUAGGCGCAAGAUGUGACUAAAUUUUGAAGUCUGCAAAAUGGGGAUGUAGAGUGAAGUUUCCAAGUAGAAGAAUUUUGAGCUUUUGGCUUUCUCAUUU